CUGGACUUGCCGAUGGUUUGGUUCAGGGCGGAGUCAUUGGAUCCGCGGGGGAGUUGCCUGACCGGUACAUGCAGGCUGUGGUUGCUGGCACUGCCGCCUCUGGCAUCCUUGUUUCUCUGCUAAGAAUCUUGACCAAAGCGGUUUAUCCACAAGACGCUCAAGGGCUGAGGAAAAGUGCAAACCUUUAUUUCAUCGUUACCAUUGCUGUGAUGGCACUGUGCAUUAUUUUUUACAACGUAGCACACAAACUCCCAGUGAUUCAAUACUACAAUCAACUUAAAGCUCAGGCAGUGAAUGAGGAGAAAGAAGAGAAGGGCAACUUGGGAACCACCAAGUUAUGGAUAUCAACCUUGGGGGACGUUUUCGGGACAAUAAAGUGGUAUGGGUUUGGCAUCCUCAGUAUAUAUAUUGUAACAUUAUGCAUUUUCCCUGGAUAUAUCACGGAGGACGUGCAUUCUAAGAUUCUCAGUGAUUGGUAUCCAGUCCUGUUAAUCACAUGCUACAAUGUGUUUGAUUUGGUUGGCAAGUCCUUAACAGCUGUUUAUACUAUUGGGGAUGCAAAGGCUGCUAUAGCUGCCUCCUUUGCUAGGUUGUUGUUUCUGCCUCUUUUCUAUGGUUGCUUGCACGGACCCGAGUUCUUUAGGACUGAGCUUCCAGUUAUGGUACUGACAUGCCUUUUGGGACUUACAAAUGGAUACCUAACUAGUGUGUUGUUCAUACUGGCUCCCAAAACUGUCCUGUUGCAACAUGCAGAGACAGCAGGGCUGGUUCUAGUGCUGUUCUUGGUGAUUGGGCUGGCUGUUGGUUCUAUCUUAUCCUGGUUCUGGGUCAUAUAGUGUUAUGGGAGUUCUUUUCACUUUUAGUUCCGUCUUUAGUCUCUGACUAUUGUGACAAAUUCAUUUGGUCCUUCGACUAGUGACACUUUUUCCUCCACUUAGUAUUAUGUCGAGAGUCAUUACAAGUGUUAUCACAAUAGUCGAGGUAUCAAAAGUGUGUGAUAAAAAGUUACUGACACAGUAAUGGGAGGGAAGUGGGAAAAACUGAGGUCCCUGUCAAUUGUAAAAUAAAUGUCCUUCCAUUGGUGUAGUCAGGAUGAAUGUAUCUUUAUUUCCCUUGUGUUUUAGUACACAUGUAUGUGCCAAUUGUUCUCUUAUACUUUGUACUACGUAUUAGACUUGGAAACUUCAUAGUUCAUAUCUUCAUAUACCAGGUUAUGAUAACCUCGUGGCGGG
This is a messenger RNA of Cuscuta epithymum, 1232 nucleotides long. The record is from the annotation of a GenBank genome assembly. NCBI's taxonomy places the organism in Eukaryota, Viridiplantae, Streptophyta, Magnoliopsida, Solanales, Convolvulaceae.